CUGAACGGCAGUCGAAAGCCGCUUGAUUUGCAGGGUUUGCUACAAUGCCCGAACUAGUCCUCAUAACUCAGGUUGUACAGAUUUGGAAAAAAUUUUCAAAGGAAUUUCAGUUUACUGUUAUCAAGUCAUGGCCUAACAAUUUUUGAGGGCUAAGUGUUCUUGAAGUACGUCUUAUGAUAUGGAAAAGCGCGAACUUUUGCGUGAGGCUACUAGACGUCCUUUAGAUGAUGCAGCUAAAGAGAGGAGACAGAGAAAAACUCUUAGCUUGUUGGAACAAGAUAAUCACAUUGAAGAACCCCACUCAGAUCUGAAGGGAACGAAAAGACCACAAUUUGGAGAUGAGGAUGAAGAUAUUUCAGCCAACAAUAAACGCCGAAAAAAGAAACGCAUAUCGAAUAUUCGUGCACGCUGUAGGAAAACGUUUGAGAUUUUAUUGGAUGAAGAAUAUCAAGCAACGAAAGGAGGAACUACUGGUGCCUGCUAUUUUACGGCUGCCGCUCCUCCGAGCAGGCUACCCAGGAGGAAGUUUUGUAAUGUCUGUGGUUUUCAAGGUUUAUAUAACUGUAUAGUUUGUGGUCUACCAUAUUGCAGUAGGAAGUGUUAUGAAAUACAUUCAGAUACGCGGUGUAUGAAAUGGGUUGCUUAAAUAACCCUUGUAAUAUUAUGAUCACGUGUAAAUAUAUUUCAAUCCUUAAA
Messenger RNA from Schistosoma spindalis, 696 nucleotides. The record is from the annotation of a GenBank genome assembly. NCBI's taxonomy places the organism in Eukaryota, Metazoa, Platyhelminthes, Trematoda, Strigeidida, Schistosomatidae.